AUGGCAAUUCCUAACGAAUCAAUAACAAUUAACAAAGAAAUUGAAAAUUCGAACGAUUCCUGGUACAACACUUGGUGCGAAAAAGAUUUUGAAAACCUACCAAUGCUUCCAGGAAACCAUUCAUUAAAAAUAACAUUUCAUUUAAUUAAAAUAUACAAAAGACAUAUGUUUACAAAUUCCGAAUUACUUAAAGCACAAACUUUAUUGAUUCAUUCACAAUAUUUUCGACCUAUCUUGGAGGAUCUGAUACAUUAUAGUUUAAAGAUUUACAAAUUUCACCAAGAUAAUGAAACAGAUCACCGUGAUAUUGUAGAAAAGAUGUACUUGGCAAUCAUGGAUUUUUGUGAGAAUGUAGUUGGUAUACCGACUUUAAAUGAUAAAGAAAAAAUUAUAUGUACAAGACACAAUGCGAUUCAACAUGAAGAUCCAUUAGGAAUUGAACAGGAAUCAUUUGUACAAAUUCAUGAUUGUUUAUUGUUUCAUCUAUUGAAUUUAAGGUUAAGAGUUGUUGAGAUUGUAGAUCAAGAUGGGAUAAUGUUCGAUUUGGAACAGCAGAUUAUAAAAAGAUGUGAAAAAUCAAAACUUG
Molecule: messenger RNA, 586 nt
Organism: Dentiscutata heterogama
Lineage: Eukaryota; Fungi; Glomeromycota; Glomeromycetes; Diversisporales; Gigasporaceae
Source: the annotation of a GenBank genome assembly